AUGCCAGAAGCGCUUUAUAUUAAACGAGGUGAGGCUAUUCGUGCCGCACUCAAAAAAUUAGAAAAUUGCCCUGCUGGUUCAAAGCCUCCAAGCAUAAAUACAGAACGAGGGUUACUUUGCUAG
Molecule: messenger RNA, 123 nt
Organism: Dentiscutata heterogama
Lineage: Eukaryota; Fungi; Glomeromycota; Glomeromycetes; Diversisporales; Gigasporaceae
Source: the annotation of a GenBank genome assembly